This is a messenger RNA of Salvelinus sp. IW2-2015, 3766 nucleotides long. Lineage: Eukaryota; Metazoa; Chordata; Actinopteri; Salmoniformes; Salmonidae. The record is from RefSeq and is a predicted model, not a curated record.
AGGAGUGUCGGCCAAUCCUUGAAGAGAUCGGGGACUGUGCCAGAGAUCCAUGAGGAGCCAGUGGACUCCUURAUCUUAUCCUGCCCACCAGGUAACCUCCAAUAAUGCUCCCUUAAACAGGUGUACUCCAGUAUAGGUUUCCAAUCAAAACCUUUUUAGGCAAAACGAGGAGGGGCUGGGAGAGCGCCAGAUGUGAGCGGGACACAGCCAGCAUUACAGGAAGCAGUUGAACCCUGCAGGCUCAACCAACCAAUCACAGUCUCCUGGUGUGUGCGAUCAACCAAUCAGAGUCAAAUCAGACGUUCCUGGAUUGUGCAACAGGCCAAUCACAGACUCUGCAGCUCUCAGCUCUACCAAAGACGUGCCUCCCUCUGAUUCUAAAGGGAGUAGGUUAGAAGCCAGAGCUGUUUGGUCUGGGACCAGUUGAAAUGCCCUGACCUCCACUACUGUGACUGGUACGGGUCAGAUGGAGGAUGUGUGUGUUGAAGAGAUAGAACACACUGAGKAGCCKCUCUACAGGAUGGAGACAGAAGAGAGGGAUSAGAGGAGAGAUGGAGAGARGGAUGUUACACAAGACAGGAAUGGUAGUYCCAUUGUCCCUGAMAYGCCUCUCAUCUCCAACACAGCCAAGGCAGAGAGGGAUGGAGGGAUAAGGGGGGAGAAAGAAAGGAACGAUAGAGAGGAUGAGAGAGUGAUCCCUCUUUUCCUACCCCCUAGUCGAUGUCAUGGUGCAAAAGAGAGACCAGGAGAGGAUAGAGGAGAGAGAGCGGAGGCAGGGAAAGGAGUUUGGGGGAGAAGARAGGAAGAGGAGGGAGAAGURUUGGAUCUGAGCUUCCCUAAAAAGAGAGAGAUUAAGGAGAGGAGCCUUUGGCAUGAGAGCUCACUGCUUAUGGAGGUAGAUGAGGUAGAGGGGGAUGGAGAUAGGGACAUAGUAGAGGAAGAUGAUGGUGAUGAUGAUGAAGAGGAUUCUAUAUUGASAAUGGAUGGAGCUGACAUUUUKGGGGGACCUCUCUUGUMUCCCUUGUUCUUCUCUACCUCCGUKUUCACYUCCCUCUCUUCCAUAGACUCUGAAAGUGAAGGUCUUCUCCUGAUAGAUGACCAGGGYAUUCCAUACACACUCAMCCCYGAGGGGCACAAAGUGCCCCAAAUGGACUCUUCCARGCCAGACAACCCCCCCUCAAGCCAGCCAAAGGUGCAGUCCAGCUCAUUGGAGGUAGAGGAUGACAGGUCGUCUCAUAUAACCACAGCAGGGGUCACUUACCUCAGCCAAAGUUUAGUAAAAACUCCACACACACACAAGGAAAACAYAUGUCCCGCUCCUGUUACGUCUAUGAAACCCUCACAGAAGUCAGAACKUCUAAAAAAUACAGAACACUCAAAGAACCCAGAACUCUCACAGAAUGCGGAACCCCCUAAGRUUCUAGAUUCAGGUGUGAAAUCUGUUAGUGAGGCUAGUGCUGCUGUUUCCCAACCCUCUGGUUCUGCUGUACACCUCCAACCCCCUCAGCCUAUCCAGAUCCUGACUAACCCCUCCUCCAACACCCCCAUCCUCCUCUUCCCCUCCUCCACCCAGCUCUCCUCCAUUCCCCUAACCAAGACUGAUGCCAAUCCAGGCCUCCUGGCCUUCUCUCUCCCCUUCUCCCUCACCCAGAACACUCCCAGUGCCUCCACCUCUAUGUUCCUUCUCCUCUCCUCCUCCUCCACCUCUUCCUCCGGUCAGUCUUUCUCUACCUCCACCCCCAUUGCUCUCCUUGACCCCUCCACCGGUCAGCUCUCCCAAAUCACUGCCUCCUCUUCAUCCCCUCUUUCUCUCUCUCUCUCUUCUGGUCAGCUCGCCACAUCAGUGUCAUCCCUCCCUGCCAAUCCCUCCCACCCAGUUAUUAGAUUGACACCCAACAACUCCCCUACCAUCCUAUCAAGAGAGAGUCCCAUCGUUAACCCUCCCGCCCCCCUGACCUCCCCCUCUGUGGUCUCCUGCCCCCCCUCCAAGCAGCCCAGCGCUGAUGGCAGUUCUAAAGCAGUUCUACUCAGCUCACCUCCUCACAAACACACUGAACCAAACUGUUGUGACCCCAACACCAAUCAUCAGUCACUCUCUACUGAAGAAACCCAAAUGGAGUCUGUCCCAAAUGGGUCAUCUCCUACUAAAGCCCCUCCCCUUACACACCCGCAAUCCCCUUCUCUGUCCUUUGACUUCAGUUUGGAGGCAACCGACCAAUCAAAAGCCCCAGAGUCAAAGCACACCUCCCUCCCAUGGGACGACCAUCUGUACUUCUCCUCCGCCACCGCUCCUCCCUCCCCUCCCCUUGCCCCCAUCUUCCCCUCCAGCGGACCCAGGAACCUGAACCCCCUGGACCCUCUGGACCCCCUGUCCCCAGCCUCCUCUCCCUCCUCUGGGCCACGAAGGGUACUCYACUGCCCUCUCUGCCCCAGGAUCUUCUACUACCUGUCUGACCUGGAGCGWCACUCCAUCACCCACUCUCAGAACAAACCCCAUGUCUGCCUGCAGUGUGGCAAGGCCUUCAAACGCUCCAGCCAUUUGCAGAGACACAAGCACAUUCACACGGGCGAGAGGAACUUUGUGUGCCCCAUCUGCUCCAAGCGUUUCAGGGAGGCGGGCGAGCUGCAGCGCCAUCAGAGGGUACACACAGGAGAGAAGCCCUACCAGUGCCCGCUGUGCCACACACGCUUCGCCGAGCGCAACACCCUGCGUCGACACACCAGACGCAAACACCCUUACCACCAGGCAGCUAUGGCGAUGCUGUCCGAGAGAGGAGCAGGGGGAGGAGGAAGAGAAGGAGGGGAUGAAGAUGAGGGCACAGAAGAGUGGUAUAGUUCCACUGUGUCCAACUUGGACAACUCUGACUCUGAACCAGAUUCUGAGGUCAUUUCCUGAGGCUGAUCCUCUUGAAUAAAGGAAAGGAGGAGGAGGAGAAGGAGGAGAAGGUGGAGGAGAAGGAGAAGGUGGAGGAGGAGGAGAAGGAGGAGGAGGAGAGCAAAGGUGGUGUAGCUUCACUGUGUUCAACUUGGACAACUCUGACACUGAAAGGGAUUGAAAAUUACCGAAAGUACCCGAAUGGUACUUUCCAAUGAGAACAUUGGUUAUAUUUAUUUAUUAAUUUCUCUUGAAUGUAUUUUAUUUCCAUUCUGAAAAUGAUCACUGAUCUCAUAAAUCAUUUCCAAUCAAGUAUUCCUUCGAUUUUCGUUGUUUCCACAACUAUAGGGCGGAAAAUGUUAAUGGACAUUCUAAAAAGGUCACCCUUUGACAUUCUGCUAUAACAAUACUUUUGCACUACCAAAGUACAAACAAUUAUGUUGUAAAAAACGGUCACAAUGAUUUAUUGUAAAAUUGUUCUUUAUUACUAUAUUUUUUUCUUCUCUUGUGGGAGCUGUAAUUAUUAUUGUGUGAGAUUAUUUAACUUUCUUACUAUUAAAGACACUGUCGUUUGCACUUUUGAAAAGUGGAUUUUGUGUUCAAAUUUGAGAACAAUAGCCUCCAAUUUGUCCUUUUUACAUGGUUUUUACAUUGUGAUUUCUGCUGCCUAUGCCUUCAAAACAAGGUGCACUAAUUUGUUAAAUGCAUAGAACAGAAUUCUGACCACUUUUUUGUUGUUGCUGAUUGCACCACUGAUGCAAUUGAAGCUUAUGAUACAUGCUAAUCAUGUUAACUUAUUUCAGUUCAACCCCCCUGUGUGUGUACAGGUCCUUCAGAAAGUGUUCAUACACCAUGAGUUAUUCCACAUGUUGUUGUGUUACAGCCUGAAUU